AGGUUCAUUAUUAAACUAUUAUUAUUGAACAAGUAAAUCAAAUCCUAUUUGGCUGUUGUCUGAUUCCUCAUUCAAAUGCCAUUUUUCUUCAAACCUAUGACCAUGACUAAUCAUAUCGAUCAAAAAUUACAGAACAGAAAGGGACCAAAUUUACACUAGUAAAUGACCAAUACAAAGACCCAAUAUCCAGCAGAUAUUAAUCAAUAGGCUUUAGCUUAGGUUAAAAAGAAGCAGAGUUGUUGGGUUUUUGUGGAUACUAUCGAGAUUGAUCUCUAUUUCAAAGCUGGACGAAUUGGUGGUCAUUGAAUUUUGCAUUUGUGUUUGUAUUGAUUUGUCAAAGGUGGGAUUUUUAUCUAUUCUUUGUCUUGAUCUAAAGGGAAUUGAGUAAUUGAUCCUUACUUUAAAGAUUUUGAGAAGAACUAGGUGGAAACAGUGAAGAAAAAAUACAUGUUCAGAUCCCACUUCUGACAAAGUUGCCUCUUUUGUUCAUAAAAAAACAAGAGAGAUGGAUAUUGGAUUGUCAAAGAUUGGAGUUAAAAUGACUAAAGCUGUAAUCUUUCCGAUUAAAGUGUGUUAUAGGACAGUUUGGAAUCAUCCAUUCCUUGUGUGUAUGCUGUGUUUCUUGGCAUUUCUGUACACAUCAUUUCCUUUUGUAUUUUCCCUAUUGGUGACAGUCUCACCUGUUCUUGUUUGCACUGCUCUUCUGCUUGGAACUUUGCUAAGUUAUGGUCAGCCUAACAUACCCCAAUUUGAAAUGGAAGAAAAUACAGCUGAUGGUAUAAUGCCUCUGAAAACUAGGUUGUCACGAGAUGUUAGUCGUGUUGAGAGUGACAAUAGAUAUACUGAUCAAGAGAGGGAUAAAGUAGACCAGUCAACUGAUAAAUCUAGCUUGCUUAGUGAGGUUCAUAGAGGUCAAAGAUUUGGCGAUCAUUCUCCUCUAGUUGAUGGAGUUUCUCGGGAAGUGGCAAGGGAGUUUCAUGAGCAGAAGAAUGAAGAGAAAAUUGGUGAUGAGGAUCUUAUGGAGAAUCAGUACUCUCCCUCCUCGAAGGCUGACGAUGAGAGUGUUGAAUUUGAUAACGACAAAUCAGUUGAUUCCUUCGAUUCUAGAAGGGUUAACCUUGAUUCUCCUCCCGGUUCACCUUGGAAACAAAGGGAGGAGGAAUACAACGAGGCCUUAGAUUCAGGGUCUGAUCGAGCAGAGAGCUCUUCUCCGGAUGCUUCAAUAGCUGAUAUUAUGCCAAUGCUUGAUGAGUUGCAUCCGCUUUUAGAUGAAGACAAUCCUCAACCUGUCAAUAUUUCGCAUGAUGUUUCUCAUGCUGCUUCAGAGAGUUCCAGCGAGUCCUCCGAGGGUGAUAAUGAAUCUGAUGAUGGUUCUGAAGACCAGGAAGAACUAGCAGCUGCAGAUGAUGAGAACGAAGACGAAGAAGAAACACGAGACAAAGAAGAUCCAAAGUCUGCUAUUACAUGGACAGAGGAGGAUCAGAAGAAUCUAAUGGACUUGGGAAGCUCUGAGCUAGAAAGGAAUCAACGGUUAGAGAGUCUUAUUGCAAGGAGAAGAUCAAGGAAGAACAUGAGUUUGAUAGAUGAGAAGAAUUUGAUAGACUUGGUAAGUGCUAAUUUUCCAUUAAACAUCCCUCCCAUUUCAACAGCAAGACAGAACCCUUUUGAUCUUCCUAGUGAUAACUAUGACCUUGGACUGCCUCCUAUCCCUGGCUCUGCUCCAUCUAUUUUAUUACCGAGGCGGAACCCGUUUGAUCUUCCUUAUGACCCAAGUGAAGAGAAACCUGAUCUUACAGGAGACAAUUUCCAACAAGAGUUUAUCACAUCUCAACCAAAAGAGCCAUUUUUUAGGAGGCAUGAAAGUUUUAGUGUUGGACCCUCAAUCUUUGGGCUGAACAAGCAAGACAAGAAAGAUAUACGCUUGAGACCUUAUUUUGUUCCUGAUAUGAUGGCUUCUGAAAGAACAAGUUAUUCACCAUUUCAAAGGCAUCCUAGCGAUCUCAGUGAUUCUAAGGUAAGUUCUGCUCUUGAAACAGAGUCACAGGGUUCUAUUGAAGAUCUGGAAGACAAGAACCUCACUGAAGAAGAUGUAGAAGACAAGAACCUGAAUGAAGAACAUAUCUUCAAGGAACCAGAGCUGAUAUCUAAGAUAGAGAAUGCUGCUGAUGAUGUCGGACAUGGAAGCCAAUCCUCCGAAGAAGUUGAAUGUCUGGUCCUAGGUGCAGCUGAUAAGAGAGAUAUUGAACUCGAUGACACUGAUGUUAAACUGCAGAAUGUGGAAAAUCGUCAUAAAGUGGGACCAAUUGUGUUCCAUGAAGAAACAGCGGCCAGUUCCAUGGAACUUGAUCCGUCUAAAAUUAGUUCAAAGUCAGAAACUUCUGAACAAAAAUUUAGUAGUCAGUCAAGCUCCUCUUCAUCGUCAGAAGUAAGUGAAAGGACCUUUGCUGACAAAGAAGUAGUGAGAUUAAGUUCAGAGGAAGCAAUGAGUCAUGUUGAAACCAUCUCCGGGCAACCUUCACCAAAUGGGUCAGAUCUAAACAUCACAAGCAAUUCAGUGGACGAGAGCUUACAUUUGGAACCUAUUUAUGAUGCCAGUCCUCCUUCCAUUAAGAAAAAUAUUUCUUCCUCCUCAAUUGCUUCAGAUCCACUUCCAGACUCUGAAAUGGAGUUGCCCCCUGAAUUGGUUAAAAGAACUGUUUCUUUUAUUGAGAGGGAACCUAAUAAUCAAGACAUUGAGAAGUCCAUUCCGACUAAUGAACGGAUUCUUUCAUCAGUAGAUUCCCAAGAAUUGCGGCCGAGAGAGCCGGUAAUGGACAGAGAUGAUCUUGAUGUUGCAAAGUCGGAGGUAUCAAAAUGUGAUGAAGUCUUUGGCAGUGCAAGUGCUCCUCCACUACAUGUACGAGAGACUCAGGCAUCUAUUGACUCAAAAUCGUCCAAAAAAGAGCCACCUGUUUCCCCAGUUGAGUCAUCUGAGAAAGAAGGCACCACGGAGAGCUUGAAUGUGUCAAAAAUCCAGGAAGUUGUUCCUCCUAUUGUCAACUCUCCCAGGAGUCCCGAGUCUGCUCCUGAGCCACCUAAUGCUAAGGUGAAAACUAAAGAAUCUGAAAGUUCGAAAAAUGGACCAGUGCCUAAAGUGUCAAGUUUGAAAGACCACGAGAUGGGAUUACCAACUGUUGAACCAAGACCAACUGAAGAUGUUGAUUUGAUUCAUAAGCAUCUUCCUGAAGAGGAUGCUGAAAGACCCCUUGCAAGAGACUCCAAAGGCAAGGGAGCUUCUUCACAUUCACAGAGCGUGGGGACAGACUCAGCUACGAUACAAGUCGUGAAAAACCAUACAGAUAAACCAAACACGAGCUUCCAACGAGAAUCAGAAAUGGGACCAAGUGAAGCCAGCUCAUCCAAGAAUUCUGAAUUAAGUCCUAAAGAAUUUGUUGUAUCUGAAAUAAGUGAAGCUGAUGUUGGAAAAGUAGAUCAUAAAGUUGUAAAACAAGAUGAUAAGGCAACAACCACUGGAAAGCCAGAUCAUGUAGUUGAGUUGCCUCAAGAGACAGGUCUGGUUACAGGUGAUGUUAAAGGCAAGAAAGAGAACCCCACAAGUGAGGCUCAAGUUCAAGUUCAAGCGACUCCGAAAGAGAAUGAGUAUAGCUAGUAUAUUGGGAGAGAGAGAUAGAGGAAUCCUUUGGGUAUUUUCUUUGAAACUUCUUUUUAUUUGUUAGUAAAUGAAUGAUUAGAUGUUCAAGUUGGUGUUUAGGUUAGGAUUAUUCUUUUUUCUUUUUUGAUUGUGCAUUGGUGAUGAACUGCUUCUCCUUCAAGAAUAAGUUUCUAAUUGAUUUCUUGAAGUAUUUUUCUUAGCAGUUCUGGAGAUUAUAUAUAAUAGUGGAGAAAAAGGGGUUAUUCCUUGUUACAGAUAAACAAUGCCUUUUUUGGCAUGUAAAAGUUAUUGUUAAGUGUUUCUGUGGAAAAUAAUAGUGAGAUCAAGUUCCUUUGUUU
This is a messenger RNA of Nicotiana tabacum (common tobacco), 3990 nucleotides long. RefSeq lists its product as uncharacterized. The record is from RefSeq and is a predicted model, not a curated record. Lineage: Eukaryota; Viridiplantae; Streptophyta; Magnoliopsida; Solanales; Solanaceae.